Messenger RNA from Megalobrama amblycephala (Wuchang bream), 8449 nucleotides. Its product is annotated as alpha-tectorin-like. Gene Ontology annotation, molecular function: protein binding. The record is from RefSeq and is a predicted model, not a curated record. Gene Ontology annotation, biological process: cell-matrix adhesion. Lineage: Eukaryota; Metazoa; Chordata; Actinopteri; Cypriniformes; Xenocyprididae.
AUACAACCACAGUCACAACCACGGAAACUACAACCACGGAAACUGAAACCACGGAAACUGCAACCACGGAAACUACAACCAUGGAAACUGCAACCACGGAAACUACAACCAUGGAAACUACAACCACGGAAACUGAAACCACGGAAACUGCAACCACGGAAACUACAACCAUGGAAACUGCAACCACGGAAACUACAACCAUGGAAACUACAACCACGGAAACUGCAACCACAGAAACUACAACUAUGGAAACUGCAACCACAGAAACUACAACCAUGGACAUUACAACUGUUGCAAGCAGCAUAAACCCUACUACUGUUAUAGCAGAUACAACCACAGACCAAACCACGGAAACUACAACCAUGGAUAUUACGACUGUAACUUUCUCCACCCCAAGUGUUGACCCCUGCUACACCUAUACCAGUCUGGAUGAGCCUCAGAGAAGCGCUGACUAUUCUCACUAUACAAAUUUCUUUGUGUGUGAUUAUUAUGUGGAGUGGAAUGGCUGGUACAGGCUGUUCUACAAUGGCCAAAAUGCUCAGAUGCCAGAAUCAUGUGUUUAUGAUGGCAUGUGUGGCACGUAUUACCCACUGUGGCUCAGCGGCCCUCACCCACAGCUGGAAGAUGGAGUGGUCACCCGUCCGGUCUGUGUCUCAUCAUGGAAUGGCUGCUGCGCUUUAACAUCCCACCCUAUAAGAGUCAAAGCCUGUCCGGGAAAUUACUAUGUUUAUGAGUUUGUCAAGUCAUCAGUUUGUGGAGUUUACUGUAUAGAAGCAUCAAGUCAGUUCAUCUCAUCAGCGUCUACAACAACAGAGACAAUCCCAUCCACAGAAUCCAUUACUCCACCAAUCACAAACACUGGUAAAGUAUUGUCUUACUUCCUUUAUAAACUCUCAUGAGCAUCUUUUUGAACAUGUGAACAAGUUACUAACCAGCAUGUACACAUACAUAAAAGAACCAUAGUUUCAUAAUCUUUCAUAUAUUUAUAAAUUUUUUUUCCUUCAUUGUUGGUAUCCAAUUAUUAUACACCCAUUUGCCUAAUGAUAAUAUAAUCUAAUGUAAGGAACAAUCUGGGGUGCAUUUCCCAAAAAGCCUCAUUAAAGUUAAAUUCUAGUUAAAUUCUGUUUAUUUAACUGUGUGUGUGUGUGUGUGUGUGUGUGUGUGUGUGUGAGUGUGUGUGUGUGUGUGUGUGUGUGUGUCUGUCCAUACGUUUGUACAUAUGUAUGUUUACAGAGGAGACAUUACUGUCGGACACAUUAAAGUUCAUCACAUAGCCUUUUUUGAAUGAUGACGAGCUUCUCCUAAAGUGUGCAGUUGCAAGCAGCAUAAACCCUACUACUGUUAUAGCAGAUACAACCACAGACCAAACCACGGAAACUACAACCAUGGAUAUUACGGCUGUAACUUUCUCCACCCCAAGUGUUGACCCCUGCUACACCUAUACCAGUCUGGAUGAGCCUCAGAGAAGCGCUGAAUAUUCUCACUAUAAAAAUUUCUUUGUGUGUGAUUAUUAUGUGGAGUGGAAUGGCUGGUACAGGCUGCUCUACAAUGGUCAAAAUGCUCAGAUGCCAGAAUCAUGUGUUUAUGAUGGCAUGUGUGGCACGUAUUACCCACUGUGGCUCAGCGGCCCUCACCCACAGCUAGAAGAUGGAGUGGUCACCCGUCCGGUCUGUGUCUCCUCAUGGAAUGGCUGCUGCGCUUUAACAUCCCACCCUAUAAGAGUCAAAGCCUGUCCAGGAAAUUACUAUGUUUAUGAGUUUGUCAAGUCAUCAGUUUGUGGAGUUUACUGUAUAGAAACAUCAAGUCAGUUCAUCUCAUCAGCGUCUACAACAAUAGAGACAAUCCCAUCCACAGAAUCCAUUACUCCACCAAUCACAAACACUGACAAUGACGUCAAUAUUAUGAGCCAAUUUUAUCCAUUUGGAACUGAAGACACAGUGAAUGGACGCACUGAUGGUGGAAGUUCAUCAGUUAUUUACCUCCAGCCGCCGUUUAUAUUUUUUGGGCAAACAUACAACCAAAUUUAUGUUAACAACAAUGGACACUUGACUUUUGACAGUGCAUGGUCCAGCAACAGACCAUACCAGUUCCCAGCUUAUGGAGGGAAAGACCUCAUUGCUCCAUUCUGGACAGAUAUUGAUACUGAACACCGUUGGAAGGGUGUUAUCUCAUAUCAACAGUACACCUCUGGCAGUGUCCUUACACAGGCGACCCAAGACAUAAACCAAUACUUCCCUGACCUGAGUUUCUCUGCUUCAUGGGUCUUUGUUGCAACAUGGGAUAGAGUUGCAUACUGCUGCAGUUCAAGAGAUGAAGAAACAUCUUUCCAAGUGGUUUUGAUUUCAAAUGGCUAUCUCUCAUUUGUUGUAAUGAACUAUGGUGCAAUCGCUCCAACGCAACGAUAUGUACAGGCUGGUUAUGACACCAUCGACUCAAGUCACCAUUUCUCAAUUACUGGAUCACUCCAGAAUGACAUCACAGCCCUACCAUACAGCAGCAAUGUCAAUGUGCCAGGCAGAUGGGCCUUCAGAACAGAUCAUGGAACACGGGGCUGUCAAUUUAAUGGUUUUCCAGUGCAGCUGGGAGACUCCUUCUGGAGUGAUGUCAACUGUCAGCAGAGAUGCACCUGUACUAGAAGUGGUCUCCAGUGCAGCUUUGAGACCUGUACUUAUUCCCAAGCUUGUCGUCCAGCUGCUUUCCAAUACUCUUGUCAGAACAUUCAGAGGCAAACAUGCACCAUCUCCGGUGAUCCUCAUUACUAUACCUUUGACAAUCAGAUAUUUCACUUUCAAGGAACCUGCACAUAUGUUCUGUCUGAGGCUUGUGGAAAUGGUUUGCCGUACUAUCGCAUUGAAGGCAAAAAUGAGCAUUGGGGUAGUACACAUGUCUCAUGGACUAGGAUGGUCAGAGUAUUUGUCUAUAAUGAAGAAAUUGAACUGGUCAAAGAUCACCAUUAUGAGGCAAAGGUUAAUGGGACCUUUCUAGCAUCACCAUUCACCCUCCACAAUGGCUCCAUCCAAGUCUAUCAGUCUGGAUUUUCUUUGGUCAUCAGCACAGAUUUUGGUCUUCUAGUGACCUAUGAUGCAUAUAGCUAUGUCACCAUCUCUGUACCUUAUGACUACCAGAAUGCCACAUGUGGUCUGUGUGGGAACUAUAACCUACAUCCUGAAGAUGACUUCCGUUCAAUCUCUGGGGAGAUCUUGAGCUCGGAUGUUGACUUUGCCAACUCUUGGAAGGUAGAUGGGGACACAGAUCCUGAAUGCCAUGAUGUCAGAUGCACAGGUCUUGCUUGUGCGGUUUGUACCAGCAGUGAAAUGAGCCUUUACAGUGACACAAACCACUGUGGAAUCCUAGGAGACGUUUGGGGGCCUUUUGCAUCUUGCCACUCUGUGUUUUCGCCACAGACCUACAUAGAGAACUGUGUCUAUGAUCUUUGUUCAGGAGGAGGGUACCAGCCUAUUCUGUGCCAGGCUCUCAAUGUGUAUUCUGCUCAAUGCCAACAGCAGGGUGUACAACUAGGACAGUGGAGACAACCAGGCUUUUGUGAAAUGAUAUGCCCUGAACACAGUCAUUUUGAGUCCCACGGAUCAGGCUGCCCUGCAACCUGUAGCAACCAAUCUGCCCCAAUAAACUGUCCCUUGCCCCGUCAGGAGAGCUGUAUUUGUGAUGAUGGGUACAUCCUCAGUGCUGGGCAAUGUGUACCUGAAGUGAACUGUGGUUGCACAUUUGAGGGCUUCUAUUACUCUGAGGGACAGUCAGUAGUAUUGGAUGAGGACUGUGGGAGACAAUGUGUUUGCAGUAGCAGGUCAAUGCUCUGCUAUCAGCACCAGUGUGGUCCAGCAGAGGUGUGUGGACUCCGUAAUGGUGUGAGGAGCUGCAGACCCAUCAGUUAUGCAACCUGUUCCGUUGAAGGCCUGGGUUCAUACCACACCUUUGAUGGACAAACUUUCAGAUACCCAGGAGCUUGUGGACUGACCCUUGCCAGAGUGAUGGGGCCAUCCCAACUACCAUACUUUGUUUUGACAGUGGAGAAAGUACCCAGAGGCCUUCAAGGCUUUUCCAGGUUCCUGAAGUUUGAGGCAGGAGGAACUCAUGUUUCCAUUGAAUUAGGAGAAGGUAGCAAUGUACAGGUGGAUGGACAGGUGGUUGGCCUACCCAUCAGUGUUGGUUCCAGUCAGAUCCGCAUCUAUCACAGCAGUGUGAGGGGUUUUGUUUUGAAGACAAACUUUGGAGUGACCAUUAGAGCUGACUGGCCGCACAUUGUCCGAAUCACAGCUCCAACCACUUACAAUGGUACACUUGGAGGUCUGUGUGGGAACUUGAAUGGAAACAUUAAUGAUGAAUUCUACAGCCCAGAUGGUGUCCUGCUGGAUGACUCUCAGCUUUUUGCGGACAGCUGGCGUGACGGAUCCCUGUCAGCCCAGUGUGAGGACCCAGCUGACAUUUGGGAACCAGGACUUUAUCAGAAUAGGAGUGAGUUCCGUGAGCGCUGCAGCAUCAUGGCAAUGAAUGAUGGACCAUUUGCUGAGUGCAGCAGAACACUAGACCCUUGGCAAAGAAUUGAAGACUGCAUUCAGAUGCUGGAGCAGACGGAGGGUGCCAGGGAGGCUCUAUGUGAAGCCCUGCGAGGGUACACACUGCACUGCCAACAGAAUGGCAUUGUAGUUGGAGAGUGGAGGAGUAUCACCCACUGUGAUCCCAACUGUCCAGCAAAUACUCAUUUUGAACUGUGUGGCACAUCCUGUCCUGCAUCCUGCCCUAGCCUCUCAUUUCCCUUCCAGUGUGCUCUGCCAUGCCAGGGGGGAUGCCAGUGCAAUGAUGGACUAGUGCUGGAUGGAGAUCGCUGUGUUCCCCCCACUGGUUGCGGCUGCCACUAUGAUGGCCGUUAUCGGCAGCCUGGAAAGCAAUUCUGGCAUGGUGAAGAGUGCCAGUCCCUGUGUGUCUGUGAUGGAAUCACUGGAAAUGUCCGUUGCACACCAUCAUCUUGCAGUGAACAGGAAAUCUGUCGUGUGGUGGAGGGGGAGUAUGGCUGCCACCCUAAUCCACAUGGUAAUUGUUAUACUUCUGGAGAUCCCCAUUAUAUCUCCUUUGAUAGAACCUACUUUGACUUUCAAGGCAAAUGCCGAUAUGUGCUGGCCACAGUGUGUAAUGACACUCAUGGACUACCACACUUCCAGGUGGAAGCAAGAAAUGAAGCAUGGAAUGGAUUGUCUGUGUCAAUAACUGUUGAAGUUUUUGUCAACGUCUCAGGGCAUCUUGUGCACAUGUCACGGGACAUGAACAGUUAUUCUGCUGUUAAGAUUGAUGAAGAGACCAGAAACCUCCCUGUCUAUCUUGACUCUGGUCGGGUGUCUGUCUACUCCACAGGACAGUUUAUAUAUGUCUCGACUAACUUUGGUUUCAGUGUCAGUUAUGGUGGUUCCUCUGAGGUAAAUAUUGUUGUGCCAGCAGAAUACAGUGGAGUUAUGUGUGGCAUCUGUGGCAACUUUAAUGGCCAUCCCGAGGAUGACUUCCUCACUCCGUCAGGUGCUCUGGCAUCAACAGCAGACCAGUUUGGGGCAGCAUGGAAGGUUGAGGAGGACAUGUCAUGCAAUGAUGACAAUGGGGACAGAGGUCCUGGCCAUUGCCAAGAUGAGAGCACAACUCAAGCCUUGUGUCAGAUCAUCAGAGACCAUCAGGGCCCCUUUAGUUUCUGCCAUGGUUCUGUAGAUCCACAGGUCUACUUUCAUAACUGUGUGUUUGAUGUGUGCAUUUCUGGGAACAGCAACAGUGUCUUGUGUCGCUCUAUCCAAUCCUAUGUGAGUGCUUGUCAAUCUGUCAAUGCCAUGGUCUACCCCUGGAGAGAACUUGCAUCCUGUGUCAUGGACUGCUCAUCAAACAUCCCAAACAGUCAUUAUGAGGUGUGUAGCACAGACUGUGGUCAUACGUGCGCCAGCAGCAUUGAUGCUAGUUGUGAACACACAUGCUCAGAAGGUUGUUUCUGUGAUGAGGGAUUUGUGAGGAGUGGAGGACUCUGUGUACCAGUGGAGCAAUGUGGCUGCUUGUAUGAUGGAUUCUACUAUCAUAUUGGUGAACAGUUCUGGGAUUCAACAUGUUCCCAACACUGUCAGUGUUUUGCUCCGAAUGAUCUACGCUGCACUGCAUCUUUCUGCCCAGUGGCCAUGGAGUGUGUGGUCAGAAAUGGACAUCGUGAUUGCUAUAGUACAAUGUCCACGUGCACAGUCUGGGGUGACCCCCACUACAUCACCUUUGAUGGGGCUGUGGCCCACUUUCAGGGAACGUGUUCGUAUGAGAUUGCCCAGACCUGCGGAAAUGUUACAGACAGUGAUCUGGAGUUCCGUGUGGUGGCCACCAACAGGCACCGGGGGAACAUGGUAGUGUCAUUUGUGUCUGCAGUGGAUGUUUGGUUGUCACAACAUGGACAACAGACACACAUCACUAUUGGGCAGAACAGGAGAGUCAAAGUUGAUGGAAAUCCUAUUGACACACCAGCUUAUCAAAUCAAUGAUCUUGUAGGGCUACAUGAGGAGCAAGGAUUUGUAAUUCUAAAUGCAUCCAAUGAAUUCAUUGUCCAUUUUGAUGGACAUAACAGCCUUCUAGUCAGAGUGAGCCAAAGAUUCUAUGGAUCUCUUUGUGGAAUGUGUGGAAAUUUCAAUAGUAAUCCUGCGGAUGACAAAGUGCUGCCCAGUGGAGAACUCGCUUCUGAUGACAUUUCCUUUGGCCACAGCUGGAAAUCAGACACCAGCAUUCCAGGCUGCGGUACCAGAGACCAGCCCGGUAAUGCUGAUGAGUGUCCAUCCAGGCAGAGGUAUUCUGAUCUCUGUAGUAUUAUCACUAACACCACUGGCCCCUUCCAGAACUGCCAUCUUCAUAUUGACCCUGCACCUUAUUACUACUCUUGUGUGUAUGAUCUGUGUCUCUACACGCGUGCCAAUGGCAUGCUAUGUUCAGCUGUUGAAGCCUAUAAGACAGCGUGUGCCAUCUUGGAGAUACAGAUCUCAGAAUGGCGUUCAGGUCUGCGGUGUGAUGUGAGAGAUCACUGUUCUGAACUCAGCUGCUCUGAGGAUGAAAGAUGUGGGAAGAAAAAUGGUGUUUAUGGCUGUUUAUGCAACAAUGAUCAACCCAAACCAGAACCUGACUCUUUUGAUUUAUUAGAAACCUGUGAAAGCAGCUCUGGAUCUAUUUCUGUGUCUCGCUGUCAGCUCUUUGAGGCUGGUUUUCCAGCUGAUGUCUUACACCUCAAUGAUCCCAGCUGCAAAGGAACGGUCCGUAAUGGCAGAGUCGAAUUCCAUUAUGAUAAUGAUAAACACAUCUGUGGUACAAAUCUUGUGGCUAACGGCACCCACUUCAUCUAUGAUAACUUUAUUCUGGGGACACCGAGGUCAGAAGGUCUCAUCAGCAGAGAGAAAAUCCUGAAGCUUUCUUUCAGCUGUGUUUAUCCUCAAACACAAACACUUUCCAUGAAUGUGGAAAUCAACCCACUGGAGAGCGUUGUGCAAAAGAUCCUCCCUGCUGGCGAAGGCAGAUAUCGUGUCCGGAUGAUUCCAUAUCAGGAUGAUGAGUUUACCCGGCCCUUCACUGGUGCAGUGGAUGCAGAGCUCGACCAGGAGAUGCAUGUGGAAGUUCGUGUUGAGGGGGUCGACAGCCGCCAGUUUGCCCUGGUGUUGGACAAGUGUUGGGCUACACCUGUGAAUGAUCCUGAUUACAGCCUCCGCUGGGAUCUCAUCGUUUCAGAGUGUCCCAAUCCAAAAGACGACACAGUGGAGCUGCUGCAGAACGGCGUCUCGACAUCCAGCCGUUUCUCCUUCAGGAUGUUUAUCUUCACUGCAAACUCCACUAAGCUUUACCUGCACUGUGCUGUUCACCUUUGCCUUCUGUCAAGCAACCAAUGCCCAAUGCACUGUGACUCUGGACACCAGCGGAGAGAGGGCAGGUCUCUGGACUUUCAUGACAGUGCCUUCAUUUCCAUGGGUCCUCUGGUUUGGUCUGAACAGAACUCAGACAUACAGAUUCCAGAAAAAGUGCAAGUGUCCAAGGCACCAGGCCUGUGUGGUUCCUUGAUCAUUUUGAUGGUUUCACUCCUUUGUGCCUACACUAUGUUGUAUAUUUAAACAUAGAAUUACCUUUGAAUUAUACAUUUCUAAUUUUUUUGUUCAUCAUAUUUGAUUUGUACACUGUAUGUUGGAUUAGGAACAAUUGGCACUGAACUUAUAAAUUGUUCUGCUUUGACUUGUAUUUUUACCUAAUAAUAAUGACUGUUAUUAAGAGAUGUUUCUGUCUAUUAUGAUAAAAUAAGAAUUAUUUUGAUUACUUCUUUAUUUAUUUGUAAUAUUUAAAAUACUUAUUUAUUUUAAAUACUCAAAAUAUUUACUGUGGAAAAUGCUUUUUAGCUGUUUAACUGUUACUUAUGAGGAGAAACAGCUGCCUUCCUCAAUAAAAUGAUUUUUAA